Messenger RNA from Notothenia coriiceps (black rockcod), 4337 nucleotides. RefSeq names its product cGMP-dependent protein kinase 1-like. Gene Ontology annotation, biological process: cell-matrix adhesion; protein phosphorylation. Lineage: Eukaryota; Metazoa; Chordata; Actinopteri; Perciformes; Nototheniidae. The record is from RefSeq and is a predicted model, not a curated record. The coding region runs from base 69 to 1928 and encodes 619 amino acids. Gene Ontology annotation, molecular function: ATP binding; cGMP-dependent protein kinase activity. The transcript has 18 exons.
CCAGGUCGGUCAGCUGCAGGGAGCCGAAGCACAGAGAGUCCCGUAGUCCACCGGCUCACCUGGGACCAAUGGUCAGGCCAGGCUGCCCAGUCAUUCUGAUCCACCUCUUCAGCAUCUUUGUGCAGUCAGGAGCUCGUACUCGGGAAAUCCUGUAUCCAUAUGGACCCAACCACAGGGAUCUAGAAACCCCAAAGAUGGAUGAUGGGAGUUCUCCUGAAAUUACUUUAAGCACUAAUUUCGUUUUCUUCAAUGCACCAUACCGUAUCAUCUAUAUCAACAACAAUGGUGUGAUCUCCUUCAACGUGCAGGUUAGCCAGUUCACACCGGAGGCUUUCCCUCUGAGCGACAGCAGAUCCUUCAUUGCUCCACUUUGGGCCGAUGUGCACAACGGCAUCCGAGGAGAUGUGUACUACCGAGAGACCACUGAGCCGGAAAUACUGGAAAGGGCUACACAAGAUAUUCGGAGAUACUUUAAAAAGAUGCCCGCGUUUACAGCCACCUGGGCCUUUAUUACAACAUGGCACCAAGUCACCUUCUAUGGAGGAAGCCAGACAACCCCGGUAAACGUUCCUACAUUCCACGACCUGCAGGAAGACAUUCUGAGCAAGCUUGCUGAUAUCCUAGAGGAGACGCAUUAUGGAGAUGGAGAAUACAUCAUCAGACAGGGGGCCAGAGGAGACACCUUCUUCAUCAUCAGUAAGGGAAAGGUUAAUGUGACCAGGGAAGACGUGCCCAAUGGAGAGCCUGUCUACCUGCGCAGCCUGGGGAAAGGAGACUGGUUUGGAGAGAAAGCAUUGCAAGGGGAGGAUGUCAGGACGGCCAACGUCAUCGCAGCAGAGGCAGUCACCUGUCUAGUCAUCGAUAGAGAUUCGUUCAAGCACCUGAUUGGAGGUUUUGAGGACGUGUCCAAACAAGGCCACGAGGAUGCCGAUGCCAAAGCAAAGUAUGAAGCAGAGAAUGCGUUCUUCUUCAACCUCAACUUAGCUGACUUUAACAUCAUCGACACUCUGGGAGUUGGUGGCUUUGGUCGUGUUGAGCUGGUUCAGCUCAAGAGCGAUGAGAACAAAACCUUUGCCAUGAAGAUCCUGAAGAAGCGACACAUUGUCGACACAAGACAGCAGGAGCACAUUCGCUCAGAGAAACUCAUCAUGCAGGAGGCGCACUCUGACUUCAUUGUUAGACUCUAUAGGACGUUCAAGGACAGCAAGUACCUCUACAUGUUGAUGGAGGCUUGUUUAGGGGGAGAGCUGUGGACAAUACUUAGAGACCGGGGUUCAUUUGAGGACUCAACCACCAGGUUUUACACAGGGUGUGUGGUGGAGGCCUUCGCUUACCUACAUUCCAAAGGAAUAAUCUACAGAGACCUCAAACCAGAGAACCUUAUUUUGGACCACAGGGGAUAUGCCAAACUGGUCGACUUUGGCUUUGCCAAGAAGAUCGGGUUUGGGAAGAAGACGUGGACCUUCUGUGGGACACCAGAGUAUGUAGCACCAGAGAUCAUUCUCAACAAAGGCCACGACAUCUCAGCCGACUACUGGUCGCUAGGCAUCCUCAUGUUUGAGCUCCUAACUGGCAGCCCUCCAUUCUCUGGUCCUGACCCUAUGAAAACGUACAACAUCAUCCUGAGAGGCAUCGACAUGAUCGAAUUUCCAAAGAAAAUUACCAAAAACGCUGGCAACUUAAUUAAAAAGCUAUGCAGGGAUAAUCCCUCUGAACGACUGGGAAACUUGAAAAAUGGUGUCAAAGACAUCCAGAAGCACAAAUGGUUUGAAGGCUUUAACUGGGAGGGCUUGAAGAAGGGGACAUUGACGCCUCCUAUUAUCCCCAACCUCACAUCAGCAGUUGACACAAGUAACUUCGACAACUUCCCAGAGGACAACGAGGACCCGCCUCCUGAUGACAACUCUGGCUGGGAUGUUGAUUUUUGAAAUCCGCUUCUCAACUUAAAACCAAAAGAAACUCUUCUUUUGUUGGCUUGGAGGCCAUCUUGGGGAUACGGAUGUGUUGUAAAAAAAACUGCUAUAAAAAGAGAGGAUUUGGAGAAGAAGAUAGACAGAUGGAUGGAAAACCCUCUGGGUCACCAAUAUGCCUUUAUUUCACUGUGGCUCUGGAUCAAGCAUUUAUAUUGGGACUGCUGUAGCACUUCUUCAGUGUUGUCUUACACUCUGCUCUGAAGGCAAAGGAAAAGAAAGUGCAGGGAUACACAUAAACACACGACACAACAGAGGCUGAUAAUGGAGCCAGGUUUUCUCAUGUAACAGGGAAUUAUGUUCAAUGGGUGGAUGAUUGUUCCAUAGUUUGUCUAAGUUUUGGUUCUAGGGUCAAUAACAGUGAAAAAUGUGGACUGCGCAAAAAAACAGAAAACGCUGAUGAUGAUUUUUUUGUGUUGGUAUCUUCGCAAUAUUUGGUGAAAUGUUUGAAGGACAUUGGAUGGGUUUAGGAUGUUACUUCUGGACAUGCAGCUGCUUUCUGCAGACUCCGAUAAUUUCCAGAGAUCUACACACUACAGUUUGCAAGUAAAACUGUAUCAAGUGCCCAAGACUAACCUGAAUGUCACAUUUCCCUCUUAUUUGAAGUCCAUAAGGCAUGCACGGUACAUAGUAUUUGAAUUAAGAAAAUACACUUCGCCACAACAAAAUCAAAUACUUAGUACACUUUAUAUAAGAUACCUUGAAAAGCACAAACACUGUGCCUUGAGUGGAAAGAGACGUGAAUCUUAAAAGUGCCCUCCUUAAAAUGUAAUGAAUCACACACCGACAAACACGAAAUGUCAGCUAGUAUUUCCAUGAAGCAAUGUGUCAUUAUGCACUUAAGACCAUUAACUGGGAAAAUUAGCAGUUACAGCUCAUUUUAAGCUUCAGUAGAUGGUGCCACACCUAUUUUCUUUAAUACGCUUUUAAUUUACACGUAUAAAUGCGUCUCUGCCUACAUACUUCUUAAGUUUGUUCUGAAAUCACCCAAAUGCCUCGUCAUCUUUUCGCCUCUGUAUAGUUCUGACACAACUGUGAACAUGGUUUCAAUGUCUUUGGUGCUGUUAUUGAUACAUUAUAAUAAGAGAUGGUGAGGUGACAGUACUGGUUAUUGUUUUUGUAAAGUGAUUCUUUUGUGCCUGUUUUCUUUGUAACGUAUACUUGACUUUGUUCUUUAGACAAAUUGGAGAUUUGUGUGCAAUUGUAAACUCGAUUGAGGCUUUAUUUGACCUCACUUGACACCAUGUUACAUUGUGCUAAGUGGUAUUCCCGAGUGCUUUUUUACAAACAGGUUAAGUUAAAGCUUAAAUUAAUCAUCCUUGUCUUUGGAGGCAUUAAACACAUUCACAUUAUCUUAAGACUAUCUUGACUUAACAUCAUCUAAUAGAUAUUUUAAAAGCGAAAAAAUUAAAAGGAGAUUAUAUUCUGUGAAACUCACAACUUCGACCAUUGGCGCCAUGAUCUCUCACCCUGCUCAUCAUCCCUCAUGUCCAAAGAUCAGAAAAAAUGUAAGUGCCUUAAAUCAAUGGCAUACAAAUUUAACAUCACAAGUCCUUUUCGAUGCUGCAUGAAAACAUUUACACCUCAAAAACGUCUGUUUCCUCUUAGAUGGCUGCUUCUCAUCCUUUUUCAUAUCUAAUAAAUACAUUAAUCACCAUGAAAAGAGAAUUUUUAGUCAUUUGAUAGCUGACAUGAAAUUAAUUUCCUGCUUACCCCUUGUGGUAUAUCUCACAGGAACAUUCAUUAAAAGUGAGAUGAUAAUAAUCUAUCAUACCUGAUAUGUCUGCAAUGAAAUGCUUUUCUCUACAUGUCUAAAAUGGUCUUAAGUAAACCACAGCUGGCCUGAGAUAAAGUGAAGUAUAAAUCCUGGAUCAGAGAGACAUCCAUCACCUGUUUCAGUCAUGAAAUGUGAGCAUGCAGCAAUGGCGUGAAUGAUUUGCAGUUUUGAACAUUUCACAGCUUGGUAAACAGUAUUACUCUUUACCACUGUUGACAAUCUUUGACGGUAUGAUAGCAUUGAUCAUAAUGUAUCAACAUUGUUAAAAUGAUCACUGUUUCUCUCAUAUUUCAUGAAGCCAAACAGACCCACACAUUUCACUUUCAUAAAUCAUUGAAUGAAGACAUCUUAGAUCUGUGGGCAUACCAUGAGUAUUUUCUGUUGCUGUAUUAAGGGCGGGUCAUGUUUAUCACAAAGCCUUAUGUAUGCCAUCACUUCACAAACCACUGGUUUUGAGUCUUAUAUUGACCGCCUUCUGCAAUGUUACCUGAUAUUUGCCUUGUGUUAUGUUGUUUAUCUGCUGUAAAUGAGUUUUGCAGAGUGCCACCUGUAAGAUUUUUAAAAUUAUAGAGUAAAAACAAUACUUUUGA